Trichoderma asperellum CBS 433.97 is the source of this 2715-nucleotide messenger RNA. RefSeq lists its product as uncharacterized. The record is from RefSeq and is a predicted model, not a curated record. NCBI's taxonomy places the organism in Eukaryota, Fungi, Ascomycota, Sordariomycetes, Hypocreales, Hypocreaceae. Gene Ontology annotation, biological process: protein secretion.
AUGAAUGCUCAACAGUCACAGCCGAAAAUCACCCAGGAUAUUGUUGAUGCGGCCAAAAAAGCAUUCAAUCCAUCGGCAACUGCUGAAAGCCGCGAGCAAGGAUUGCACGAGUAUAAUGAGCUAGUUGAUAGAACUCAAACAUGGAUCUUGAUACACGCUUUCAAUGCCUUGAUUAAGCCAAAUGUGCUUCCGCUAUGGCUAAGGGAGCCGUUGAUGAGGAGCUUGACGAGCCUGCCACUGCGGUCCGACGGUGUUAGAGCUACGAUGGAAUUUGUAUUUGCCGUUCACCCAAGUAAUACUGGAAGACCGACGAAUGAUGGGGGUAGCCGCGGAAAAGAAGGGGCUGCCAUCACCCAUGAAGCUGUUGCUAUUGCAACGAAGCUGCUGUCAUCUGUCCCAGCCUCCACGAAUGCCCAGCAAUGGUUCGACGGCAUCUCGGGGCAGCUUUUCGCUUUAUUCGAUGGCGAGGCUGGGCCUGAUGUUGCAAAGACUGCAGCGCAGAUUGUCGGAUUUGGUAUCCUGGGUAAAAAGCAAUUUGGAGCACCAGGAGCCCCUGGUUGGAACGCUUUUGUGCAACCUCUAGUGGAGGGCAUAGACCCAUCACUGAAAUCCUCAAAACCGGACUCUUCUUUCAAGUCAGAAGAGGUUGAUGAAAUCGUGGAGCUUGGUCGAACAAAAAUCCUUGUUACCGCCUCAGAUCUGGAGAGAUCGCUAAGCCGGCUAGAGCUUUUGAUCAUGUCAAAUCCUUCACCUGGUCUUUGCAAACGAAUUCUAAAGCCCGUUCGUUUUCAACUUUGGGCGCUUGCUUCAUGGAUGAACGCCUCUCAAGAUAUUGACAAGCGCUUCUGCAGGCCUGCGCGGAUUCUUGUGCAGACCCACCUGAGACUGUUCGGUGACGUGGAUAAUAUCAUCCCGUUUAUCCGUAAUAUUCGAUGCAUAGGAUCCCUGCAUGGUGCAGAAGAAUUGCAAUGGCGAUACCACCUUCAGCCUGAAGGAGGAAUAGAAGCCAUCCACCUAGCGUUCGGCGAACAGAAGCAAGAGGCUGAAUUAAACUGGGGGGAAAUCGAGAGCAAGUCGACGGAUUUGGUCGAGUUUGUGAGCUCUGUGUGUACCACAGAGGAAGUCUCUUCAGUCUUUCUGUAUCUCUUACGGCGAUGGAUACAGUCGGCAGGCAAACAAAGUGGUGAUCUGAUUAUACAGGUAGUCACUCACGAUGAAGAAGCAGACUCGGCAGUCGAGGCCCUUAUUGACGUAACGUUAUUACAAAAAUUCAUGGACAAGGCUCCAGAAAAACUAAUCAGCCAUUUCGAUCAACUUCUGGAGCUCGUAUCUCAUGUGCUACGAGCUGAUAGCCAGACUCCCUUAGGAGAUGAUAUCAUCGGAGUCGUACUCAGCCUACUCAACUUGGUCAUUACAGCACCGACCUUUCAGAAGUCGGAUAUUAACCCAGCUGAGCUAAAGGUUGUGGAAGGUGCACUGGCGAGGAUUGGGGACCAGGAUCGAGGUGAUGCCUCGAUCACGGCGAAGAAUCUGGCUCUGCUGCUCAAAUACCGGGAUGAGGUGGAAAAGCCAGAUGAUAAAACCGCUGCCCCUACUGCUCGUCAGAUCGAAGAUCGCAAGACUUACAACCUGGCGAUGAACUACAUUACUGGAGAUAGCGAUAACCCACCACCAGUAGUAUCCGAGGGCUUGAACCUCUUAUCUAACUUGAUUGUGGCCGAAAGCCCAGUGUUGGAUAUUUCGGCCGUCACAGUCCUAAUGUCUAAUCUCCUAAAAGAGAACGAAGACUUUAUCAACCUACGAGUCAUCCGGAUAUUCACGCAGCUAGCGAAUAAACACCCCAAAUCCACCAUGCAAGAGCUGCUUGACCAUUACUUGGACGCGCAAGAAAAGUCAUCUACAGAUACUCGGCUAAGAUUUGGCGAGGCAAUACUCCAGGUUAUUGAGAGACUGGGAGAAACGUUUACCGGGGAGGCAGCCCAGAAUGCGGGCGAGAGUAUGCUCUCGAUUGCGGGCAGAAGGGGAUACAGGCCGAAAACAAUGGCAAAACAGGCACGGGAGGAAAGGUUGAACGAGCUUAAGAGAAAAAAAGCAGAAGCUAGUGGGAAUGCCGAUGAGGAUAUUGAUAUGGCGGACGAAGAGGCAACACCUGAUGAGAUGGCCAAGAAUGAGAUAUUGGCCCAAAUUGUCCAAGGAUGGGAAAGCAAAAGGGGGAGCGAAGACAUUCGAAUGAGAACAUCGGCUCUAUCCAUCUUUGGAAAUGCCAUUGAGACGAACAUUCUUGGCAUGGGGCCGACUUUGGUCUCGGCAGGAGUCGACCUCAGCAUUAAUAUCCUCGCCAUGGAGCCGGAGCUGGAGAAGGGUAUACUGCGGCGGGCAGCUAUUCUCGUCAUUCUCAGCUUUGUGAGAGCCCUGGACAAGGCCAAGGAAUCCGGACAAAAACUGGGAUUCGGCUUGACAGAUCAGAGCCGAGAGGACAUACAGAGGACUCUAAACUACAUUGCCGCAACAGAUAACGAUGGGUUGGUACAACAACACGCACGCGACGUUGUAGAGAGCCUUGAGAACUGGGGCAUGGCAAGUCUGCUACCGAGUCACGCAGAGGCGAACGCCGCGCCUGGCUUGGCGAGAUUAGCGGGAUUGCAUGUGAAUCCUGAAGGCACCCUGGUGGACGCUGCUGGACGGCCGCGACCAAGGAUAGAGGAGGUGGAGUGA